AGAUUCAAAAUCUCUCUCUGCACGCACUUCCGUAAAGACAAAAGAAGCCCAAAAUCCGUUCAUAUCCUUCUUCAUCUCUCCCACGAGACUAGAAACCUCUCUCACUAUCUCUUCUUUGCUCACAUUCUUUUAUUCAUUUACAGUGUUUCCAUCGUCGAUCUGAGACGAUUCUAUAUUACACGCCGCCUGGAUCUCGUUCUUUGAUCCGAGGGUAAAUCUCCGAUUCCUUGGGUUCAAUUUUCUCUGGAGAUAAUAACAAUGAGAACUCCUGGAACUCCAGUUUCGAAGAUGGACAGAACACAAGCUUUAACACCAGGUGGAGGCUCAAGAUCGCGGGAGGAGAAGAUCGUUGUGACUGUGAGGUUAAGGCCACUGAACAAGAAGGAACAGUUAGCGAAAGACCAAGUUGUUUGGGAAUGUGUAGAUGAUCACACCAUUGUGUCGAAACCACAAGUUCAAGAACGUUCGCAUCACCCGUCCUCUUUUACAUUCGAUAAAGUGUUUGGACCAGAGAGUUUCACAGAACAUGUGUAUGAAGAUGGUGUCAAGAAUGUUGCCUUGUCUGCUCUGAUGGGAAUAAACGCAACAAUAUUUGCGUAUGGACAAACGAGCAGUGGAAAGACAUACACCAUGAGAGGAGUAACGGAGAAAGCUGUCAAUGAUAUUUACAAUCACAUAAUUCAGACCCCUGAAAGAGAUUUUACUAUCAAGAUUUCUGGUCUAGAAAUAUAUAAUGAAAAUGUCAGGGAUCUGCUGAAUUCAGAUUCCAGUCGUGCCCUCAAACUCCUCGAUGACCCAGAGAAAGGGACUGUGGUUGAAAAACUGGUAGAAGAAACAGCUAAUAACGAUCAACACUUGCGGCAUCUGAUUAGCAUUUGUGAAGCUCAAAGGCAAGUUGGAGAAACUGCUUUGAAUGAUACCAGCUCGCGGUCACACCAAAUAAUCCGACUGACGAUACAAAGUACCAACCGUGAAAAUUCAGAGUGUGUGAGGUCAUACAUGGCUAGUCUGAACUUUGUGGACUUAGCAGGAAGUGAAAGAGCGUCACAGUCGCAGGCAGAUGGAACGAGACUCAGGGAAGGUUGCCAUAUCAAUUUAAGUCUCAUGACUCUUACAACUGUCAUAAGGAAACUAAGUGUGGGGAAAAAAUGCGGCCACAUACCUUACAGAGACUCCAAGCUUACUCGGAUUUUACAGCAUUCACUCGGUGGAAAUGCUCGAACAGCCAUUAUAUGUACAUUGAGUCCAGCUUCGGCUCAUGUUGAACAAUCACGAAAUACUCUAUAUUUUGCCAACCGAGCCAAGGAAGUUACAAACAAUGCCCAAGUCAACAUGGUUGUCUCUGAUAAGCAACUAGUGAAACAUCUUCAGAAAGAAGUAGCUCGAUUGGAGGCAGAGCGUCGUACCCCUGAUCCAUCAAGAGAAAAGGAUUUUAAGAUCCAACAGAUGGAGAUGGAAAUCGAAGAACUUAGGAAACAAAGAGAUAAUGCACAAAUCCAACUUGAAGAGUUGCGCCAAAAGCUUCAAGAAGAUCCACAACAAAAUAAGGGCUUAAAUCCUUUUGAAUCACCAGACCCACCGGUCAGAAAAUGUCUUUCCUAUUCUGUUGCCGUGACGCCUAGCGCGGAGAACAAAACGCUAAACCGGAAUGAGAGAGCAAGAAAGACUACGAUACGCCAAUCUAUGAUGCGCCAGUCAUCAACAGCUCCUUUCACAUUGAUGCAUGAGAUUCGAAAACUUGAACACCUUCAAGAACAGCUUGGGGAGGAAGCAACGAAAGCUCUUGAAGUACUACAAAAGGAAGUAGCUUGCCACAGACUAGGGAACCAAGAUGCAGCUCAGACAAUCGCUAAGCUUCAAGCAGAGAUAAGGGAAAUGCGUACUGUGAAAUCAUCCACAAUGCUUAAAGAUGUUCUGGAUGCUGGAGAUGUCAUAGCGCCUAACAAGAGUGUAAGUGCCAACCUCAAGGAAGAGAUUACAAGGCUCCAUUCACAAGGAAGCACUAUUGCAAAUCUGGAGGAGCAGCUUGAGAGUGUUCAGAAAUCAAUUGAUAAGUUGGUGAUGUCUCUUCCAAGCAACAUCAAUGCUGGAGAUGAAAAUCCAAAGACAAAGAAUCAUCAUCAAUCAAAGAAGAAGAAGCUUCUUCCUCUGACACCAAGCAGCGUUUCCAACCGCCAGAACUUCUUGAAAUCUCCAUGCUCUCCUCUUUCAGCUUCCAGGCAAGUCUUGGAUUGUGAUGCUGAGAACAAAGCUCCUCAAGAGAACAGCAAUUCCGCAACUCGAGGGACAACGACACCACAAGGGUCUGAGAAAGGGACUCCACAGAAAGGAGAGGAAAGCGGAGAUGUCUCGUCAAGGGAAAGCACUCCAGGUUACAGGAGAUCGAGCUCAGUGAACAUGAAGAAAAUGCAGCAAAUGUUCCAAAACGCAGCAGAGGAGAACGUGAGAAGCAUAAGAGCAUACGUAACCGAACUCAAAGAACGGGUAGCUAAACUACAGUACCAGAAACAACUUCUCGUUUGUCAGGUGCUUGAGUUGGAAGCAAAUGAAGGAGCUGGAUACAGCGUAGAGAACGAGGAGAACACGAUAAUGGAAGAUGAAGAGCAGAGUCAAGUGGCAUGGCAUAUAACUUUCAUAGAAGAAAGACAACAGAUCAUAGAGCUGUGGCAUGUAUGUCAUGUCUCCAUCAUCCACAGGACACAGUUCUAUCUGCUGUUCAAAGGUGAUCAAGCCGAUCAAAUCUACAUGGAAGUCGAGCUAAGGCGGUUAACUUGGUUAGAACAACAUCUAACAGAAGGAGGUAACGCAACUCCAGCUCAAACUGGCGAUGAGUCUGCAGUAGUAUCUCUAUCAUCAAGUAUAAAAGCAUUGAGAAGAGAGAGGGAGUUUUUGGCGAGAAGAAUCAACUCGAGACUGACGCCUGAGGAGAGAGAGGAGUUGUACAUGAAAUGGGACGUGCCACUGGAAGGGAAACAGAGGAAGCUUCAGUUCGUGAACAAGCUGUGGACUGAUCCUUACGACUCGAGGCACGUGCAAGAGAGUGCAGAGAUCGUUGCUAAGCUUGUUGGGUUCUGCGAGAGUGGUAACAUCUCUAAAGAGAUGUUUGAGCUCAAUUUCGCUGUGCCUUCAGAUAAAAGGCAGUGGAACAUUGGCUGGGACAACAUCUCUAACCUUCUUCAUCUGUGAUUUGAGACCUAAUCAAAAGCCCUGCGUUUUGUUGAAAACAAUUAUUUUUUUUGCAUUAAGAGAUGUAAACAGUAUUAUGUGCCACAUGUCAUCUGUAUAAGACUCCCCUCGUCCUUUCCGCUGGACAGCAGUAUAAAUCCAGAGCCCAAAACAAAAAGAUUCAAGUUUUUAUUCAUUUUAAUGUUAGUAAAAUUGUUCUCUCUCGAAUCAGUCCUUCAAAAAAAAAAAAUUUAGUUUCCAAUUUGCUUCACUGUCUGGUCGAUUCUGCUUAUCAAUUUUUCUUCUUGAGCUCUGUUUUUGAUUCAUCAUCAGAGUAAAGCCCUAAAUUUGGUUUUUCUUUUUGCCCAUUCAAAGUAUCGCAUUCCCCUAAUUUCAGAGAAGGCGAUAAAAUAUCGUCUUUGGAUUCUCUUUGUUUAUGAUCUGUUCAAGUGAAGGAACGAUCGUAUUAGCUACUGGAUACUCAUUUCCCAUAUCCCCCGUCAAAAGAUCGUCCAGAUUUUAUGUAAGCGAGAUCCGAAAUCAUCUUCCGAUCAAUGUCACAGCUCGUCGACGAUCAUCGAUGGCGGUGGACGCGAUGACAGUGAGAUCAAAAUUAUCACCGAUGGUUCUGUUAUCAGGAGCCAGCGAUCGAGUCAGCGCUGUCUUCUACAUACGAGAGAUCAGACAGAAGAAGAGGAAAAUAUGUGACUCGCCGAGGAAGAGGAACAUCGGCUGCGGCGUUUCGCCUUUGCCGACGCCGACAACGGCGGUUGAUGAGCAUGUGGCGGUUAGGCGGGGUUUGGCGGUGAGGCGGGUUUUGGAGGAUAACGGUGGCGAUGGAAGCUCCGUCAGAGAUUUCUCUCUCUUCACUACCAAGAGAGGCGACACCUUGUUCACUCAGUCAUGGACACGUGCUGGCUCCGUUAAGAACAGGCCUUAAAGCUGAUAUCUUUCUGUGAGCUUGCUUGUAGGGGACUUGUUGUUCUGCUACAUGGUCUGAACGAACACAGUGGGAGGUAUAGUGAUUUUGCAAAGCAGCUAAAUUUUAAUGGAUUCAAGGUCUAUGGAAUAGACUGGAUCGGUCAUGGUGGAAGCGAUGGACUUCAUGCUUAUGUUCCUUCUCUUGAUUAUGCUGUCACUGAUUUGAACUCGUUUCUUGAGAAGGUAAUCGCAGAAAACCCAGGAUUGCCUUGUUUCUGCAUUGGUCACUCAACAGGAGGAGCCAUCAUCUUGAAGGCUAUGCUAGAUCCAAAGAUUGAAGCUCGAGUUUCAGGGAUUGUGUUAACUUCACCCGCAGUUGGAGUCCAACCAUCUCAUCCUAUCUUCGGCGUACUUGCACCUUUCCUCGCGUUCCUCAUGCCAAGAUACCAGUUAAGUGCUGCAAAAAAGAAAGUAAUGCCGGUUUCCCGUGACCCGGAAGCUCUCAUGGCUAAAUACUCUGACCCGUUAGUCUACACCGGGUCUAUCCGGGUAAGAACCGGUUACGAGAUCCUUAGACUUGCUUCUCACUUGCUGGAGAAUUUGAACAGAAUCAAGGUCCCGUUUCUUGUGCUACACGGCACAUCUGAUACUGUUACGGAUCCUAAAGCUACUCAGAGACUAUACGACGAAGCUUCCUCGUCCGACAAGUCGAUCAAGCUGCUCGAUGGGUUGUUGCAUGAUCUGCUCUUUGAACCGGAACGGAGAAUUAUCGCUGGAGUCAUAUUGGAUUGGCUAAACCGGCGGGUCUAAAUUUCUCAAGCCAAAUGUAGCAGUUUUAUUGUAAUGAAUAAAUUAUACGGUUUUGUAAUUAUGAAUAUCGUCAGGUUAAUUUGGACAAUGCAAAGUUUAUUUUGUCUUAUCAUGUAAUUAAAUCUCAAAGCCGGUCAACUCAGUUGUGAACUGAUAAUAUAAACAUUAAAAAAUGAGUGCUUA
Thlaspi arvense is the source of this 5079-nucleotide messenger RNA. Lineage: Eukaryota; Viridiplantae; Streptophyta; Magnoliopsida; Brassicales; Brassicaceae. The record is from the annotation of a GenBank genome assembly.